GAUAAUAACAACUCAACAUGGAUGGGCCAGCCCGAUCGGUCAGAAAACCGCGUAAUGCAAUGAGUUUGUUAAAAAUAUUUCCUGACUUACAUAUCUGAUUGUGAUCGUUGUUCCUCCUGACACUUCACUCAAGAUGGGGAGCCCCAACCUCGCUGAGAACGAUAGUCUGGGCGACGAGAGGCGCAAUGACAUUCAGGAACUCGCGAGGCUUAUCCGACAAACCACCACGUCACAUGAGAAGUUUAAAAAAAUUAAGGUUCCUCUGUUCGAUGGGGAGAAUGUUACGGACUGGCUAGAAAAAUAUGAGUUGAAUGCUCAUGUGCGUCAAUGGACUGAAUGUAAGAUGUUGGAAGUAGUAAAACGCUAUGUGCACGUUGAUCUUGCAGAAGAAGUCGGUGAGAUGGCGUGUAGGACACGAAUCUGGAAAACAUUAUGUGAGCGAAUGCUGGAAAAAUAUCAGCUAGGAGACGGAUUGUUGGGCGUCUCUGACCUUCGUAAAGUGAGUCGGCAGAAAUUUGGGACAAUCGAAGGGUUCCUAAAGAGGUUUGAGAAGGUAGCUAAGAGGGUUCCCGAUCUUUCCAAUAAGACGAAAUGCAUUAUCUUUCUGACCAACUUCACGGAAGUCGAGCAAAGAGAGUUGAUUAAGGGUUUUACUACCAGGUACGACUGGGAUAAGAUUAAGGAGAAUCUUAAGGUCGGUGACUUCGACCAAAUGCUCUAUCAUCUCCAGCGCAGGCAAAGGAAAAUGCAGGAGGAGGAGUUAGUAAGUUGUGAUAAGGAUAAGGAGAUGUUCGAGGCGAUUAUAGAUGUUAGGAUGAUGAUGAAAGAAAUAAGGAAGGAGGGACUGUGUGGCAAGGAACUGACGGUGAGGCAACAAGACGGCAAGAGAAAAGGAAAAGAGAGGGAAGAAGAGUCCGACGAGGAAGGUAGUGAAAAAGAAGAAGAGGAAGAACCUCCUCGGAAAGCGACGAAGGCCGAACGAAAGGUCAUGAAUCAAACACGGGGAGGGCAAGGUACGAAUGGAAAGCAAGCCAACUAUAAGAGUGGCCAUGAGAAUGAUAAUUGUGGUACUAUCAAUCAGCACCAGAGACAAUCUCAAGAUACCGAGCCCCGACAAUUUCGGCCGCAAGGUGGAGGAGGUCGGGGGCGUGGUCGGGGAGCUUCUGGUGGUCGCGGUUACGGUAAAAAGGAUUGGAAUUGUAACUACUGUGCACAAAGAGGGCACGGUGUUCGAUAUUGUCAGACCCUCGCUAAAGAUGAGGAGGAUCGGAAUGUGUACAUGAACAUUCGAGGCGAGGUGUUCGAUUUCAAAGGGAACCUUAUCGAUUCAUACAUAGAAAGAGGAAUGAGGAAGGAAGCAUUUCGACGCAUGAACCGGACCAUACUGGGUCUCGACAUGGAAAGAGUUUGGCCGUGCGUGCCAAAUAUGUUUCUUCUUGGUGGACACGACGGGAAAAGGGGCGUGGCUCCUUUGGCGGCGUCUCUGUCAGCAUUACGUGCGGAGGGACCGUCAUCGUCCCACCUUCAAACGGUCCCUGCGGGAACGCGUUCCGUCUUGAACAGACCCGUCCUCCGAAGAGGAACGUCACCAGCAGUCUCUCAAGCACAAAAGAUUAAGAAGGGAGUCCAACCUCGAGUCGCGCCCGUUGUCAGUGCGAAGGCGCAACAAGAGGCGCCGGUAGUAAUCGUGGAAGAAAAUUUGGACACGGAAGAUGAAAAAUUAAGGGCGGAGGACGAGCGUCAUGCAAGGUUACGUGCCCAAAACCGAUGUCUAGAUGAGAAUCAAGAUAAGGAAAAGGAUGAGGGGGAAGAGGAAGAGCACCAGAAGAAGAAGAAUCGGUACACGAUUCCGAUUGAGGAAGGGAUCGACAUUGAGAAGAUGGUGGACCGGAUACUUGAGAGCCAUCGAGAUUUCGUAACACUCAAGGAAUUUUUGGCAGCCUCGUCAAAGAUUCGGGAAGAGCUUAAGCAAAGACUAACUCGACGAAAAGUGAUGACGGUUAAACUAGGGGAGGUAAUCCCACCUGAGGCAAAUUGGACUCCUGCGGGAGCAAAAUGGAUUGGAGGAGUGAGUCGGUCAGCCGAAGAAAUGGGGACGUGGGUAGCAGACAACACGGGUGCCGCAAGAAGAGCUGCCUCGAGCAGUUCGCGACGAAGGGUGGCGACGGUCGCCACCAUCAUGCUGUUUCCAAGCAAUACGGAGACAAGAGCGUCUGCUGUAGCCGUGGCAGGAUUUAGGCAAGGAUGGGCGAGAGUCGGCCGCAUGGUCUUCCAUUCCGCCGACGUCUUCCCGACCGAGGUGGAGCUCAAGGAAGACCAAGGAAUCCUUGAGGACCCGCCACGGAUUAAUGCAUUUGUGACAACGGCCAUGAAGCUGGUACUGAGCGUUCGCGUCUGCCCCCUUAGGAAGACGCAUCGGUUCAACAUCGGGGUCGUCUACGACGUCUUGAACAAGUCUAUCUACCGCAAGUUCGAGGACGAGAUCAUGUGGCUGUCCCUAUGCAUUAUGCGGAACCACCACGCUCGGCAAGGACCAUUCAUAUACAUCGAGCAUUACGAUCGCGGUUGACCGUAUGAUGUCGGAUUCCGUGUCACGGAGAGAUGUGACGAUCAGGCCCUUCAGCGGCAGGAGGAGAAUUUGCUAAAGCUCUUUCGUAU
Chara braunii is the source of this 2658-nucleotide messenger RNA. The record is from the annotation of a GenBank genome assembly. NCBI's taxonomy places the organism in Eukaryota, Viridiplantae, Streptophyta, Charophyceae, Charales, Characeae.